Dentiscutata erythropus is the source of this 141-nucleotide messenger RNA. The record is from the annotation of a GenBank genome assembly. NCBI's taxonomy places the organism in Eukaryota, Fungi, Glomeromycota, Glomeromycetes, Diversisporales, Gigasporaceae.
AUGCAAUUUGCAGAGGAUGGUACUUUAAAAGAUUACCUUCAAGGAAAUGAACUAAAUUUAGAAACAAAUGUUAAAUUUAAUAUAGCUAUCCUUAACGGGUUGAAAUUUUUACACGAUGCAGAUAUAAUUCUCAGAGAUUUG